AUGCCGGGCAAGAGAGCAAAGAAGCUGCCGCGCUCAUGGUCCAUGUUCCCUGAUCUCCACGACCCAGUCGCCAAGAAACUUGAAGAAGAUCAGCUCGACUACACCUUCUUCGAAAAGGACGAGGAUCUUGGCACCAUCCGUACCUACGACACCAACAUCAUCGGGCGGUUCAUAUGCCACAACAACAAAUGCUCCUCCCCCGGCUGGAAGAGCAUGGUCGUGGCCAUCACGAUCCGCGCGUACUCCCGCAACCGCUAUAAUGUCCGCGUGUACCACCAGCGCUGCCUCAAAUGCAACCACUUAAGCAAGCCGAAUCUCAACGAAGAGACCUAUGUCGACAGAGUCUCUUACCGCAUCAGGAAGUGGAAUGGAGUUGAGGUUGAAAAGCCCCAGUACUAUGAGAAGUCCACGGCGCCUCACGAGGAACGUCACUGCGAGGGAUGCAAGGCCGGACACUGCAAGAAGGGAAGAUAG
Molecule: messenger RNA, 474 nt
Organism: Fusarium musae
Lineage: Eukaryota; Fungi; Ascomycota; Sordariomycetes; Hypocreales; Nectriaceae
Exons: 1
Coding region: 1-474 (157 amino acids)
Source: RefSeq, a predicted model, not a curated record